AUGAAUAUCGUGGAAUGGGCCUUUGGCAAGCGCAUGACGCCGCAGGAGCGGCUGCGCAAACACCAACGGGCCCUCGAGAAGACGCAGCGUGAGCUCGACCGUGAGCGCGUCAAGCUGGAAAACCAAGAGAAGAAGCUGGUGGCAGACAUCAAAAAGAGCGCCAAGAAUGGUCAAAUGGGCCCUCUGCGCAUCCAGGCAAAGGACUUAGUGAGGACAAGGAGGUAUAUCCAGAAGUUCUACCAAAUGCGCACUCAACUACAGGCGAUAUCACUGCGGAUACAAACGGUCCGCAGCAACGAGCAAAUGAUGCAGUCUAUGAAGGGCGCAACGGUUCUGCUGGGCAGCAUGAACAGGCAGAUGAACCUCCCUGCACUUCAGAGAAUAGCGAUGGAAUUCGAGAAGGAGAACGACAUCAUGGACCAGAGGCAAGAGAUGAUGGACGAUGCCAUCGACGAUGUCACCGGGCUGGAGGAUGAGGAGGAGGGCGAAGAGGUCGUGCAACAGGUCUUGGACGAGAUUGGUGUGGACCUAGGACAAGCGCUUGGCGAGACGCCGACGGGCCUACAGAAAUCGGGCGUCGCUGAAGGCAAGGUAGCACAGGCUGUCGGCGGAGGUGACCCAGAUGACGACGAUCUGCAAGCACGACUCGACAGCCUGCGACGAUGA
This is a messenger RNA of Lasiodiplodia theobromae, 666 nucleotides long. Its product is annotated as Snf7 family protein. The transcript is spliced from 5 exons. The record is from RefSeq and is a predicted model, not a curated record. Lineage: Eukaryota; Fungi; Ascomycota; Dothideomycetes; Botryosphaeriales; Botryosphaeriaceae. The coding region runs from base 1 to 666 and encodes 221 amino acids. Gene Ontology annotation, biological process: late endosome to vacuole transport; endosome transport via multivesicular body sorting pathway; protein transport. Gene Ontology annotation, cellular component: ESCRT III complex; multivesicular body.